Fopius arisanus is the source of this 1297-nucleotide messenger RNA. It is a transcript of the gene mRpS29, whose product is annotated as mitochondrial ribosomal protein S29. NCBI's taxonomy places the organism in Eukaryota, Metazoa, Arthropoda, Insecta, Hymenoptera, Braconidae. Gene Ontology annotation, biological process: apoptotic process. Gene Ontology annotation, molecular function: structural constituent of ribosome. Gene Ontology annotation, cellular component: mitochondrial small ribosomal subunit; mitochondrial ribosome. The transcript is spliced from 2 exons. The annotation marks the transcript as partial. The record is from RefSeq and is a predicted model, not a curated record.
UAUGCAAUCCCAAAUCUUGGAUUAGAAUUUGCGCUUCCAGAGUUGACAUUUUUUUCCAUUAUUCACCGAAAUUCUUUCUGGUACUCAGAAUUAUUGAGGAGAAUACCGAGGCAUUUUACGAGAACGUUUGCCACAGCAACAGAGAGGAAACAUGUGAAUGACGAGCCCAUCCAGACUUUUCGUACAACCGAGAGCGAUCCAGUGAAUCACAGCAAAGAUCAUGUCAAUAGAUUCUACACGGUGCCUCCAUCAGUUGUCCAGACAAUCUUUCAUCACGGAGGAUUGCCCAAGAAGUUCCAAAAUCAGACUGGCAGCUUCGUUGAGACCUGUCUACUGGUCAGAGAACCAGCCUUGGAAAUUAUUUCCUGUCUGAAUGUAACAGACUACUCCAAACCAAUCAACAGAUACAUUCUGUACGGCGAGAAUGGAAGUGGAAAAUCCCUGACCCUGGCACAUAUUUUACAUUACGGAUUAUCCUCAAAGAACCUUCUAGUCCAUAUUCCUUGGGUCGCUGAUUGGUUCAGAAAACCCAAAGAAGUGGCAGCAUCAACAACGAAAGAGGGUUUCUACGAUCUGCCUGUUGAUGCAGCAGCUUGGCUAGUUCGUUUCAAGCAUCAAAAUCGUGCCCUUCUGCAGGAGCUCGACUUGAGAUUAACCAAGACCUACGAAUGGAGUAUACGUGAGCACACACCCAGUGGAAGUCCUCUCCUGGCACUGAUAGACCUAGGGGUGACUCGUAUUAAAUAUGCCUGCGAUAUAAUCGAUGUUCUACUUGAGGAACUGAGAAUCUCGUGCACCUCUGGUAAAUGCAAAGUUCUGGUUGUUAUCGAUGGAUUCAAUUCCUUCCUGGGGGACGAUACAGAGAUCCGAGUGGAGAAUCGACGAAAGGUUUAUCCAGAUAAAGUCACUCUCACCAAUUCAUUCUUAAAUGCUGUUAGGAGCGACUGGUGCAAUGGAGCUGUCGUCCUUAGUGUCGAUCAACUUGCUGUUAUUAAAGAAGCACACGAGUCAAUUUAUCCUCGUUACCUCCUGGGGAAAGAGGGCUUCGAGCUCCUAGAUCCAUUUUUACCAGUUCACGUGCAAGAGUAUACAGCAGACGAAUUCGAAACAACAAUGGAAUACUACAAAAACCGAAAAUGGGUGAGGGAAAUCACCCCUGAGGGUCAACGAGAAUUGGAACUACUGUCCAACAGAAAUCCCUACAGAUUGAUGCGAUUAACAGCUUCAUUAUAAUUCUAGAUGCAGAACAAUAAUAAUAACAUGAAUUUAUAAAUUAUAAACGACUCCUUCAAUUCUA